AUGGACUUUGAGCAUUACGGACAGAGCUCCGAGCAGCCUAAACGACGCAGACGCAAUGUUGGAAGGCGGAAACAGCGCAAUAAAGCUCCAAUCUCUGCUCGUCUGACGCUGGACCAUCAACUGCCUGGUGCGGUCGGUGUGGUGUCGGACGAUCUGGCCAACGACCUCUUCCAGCAACGAGGUCUGACAGGUGCCGAGGAUGAAAUUCUCCAUGUUGCCAUCUCGCCGUAUACUCCGAGCUACAACUCCGUGGAGGAUCUUGCCUGGACCAUAAUUCCCGUGCGGGUCCAGUCUGCGGAGCGCUCUCGGACUGCCCCAAUUCCUUAUUCAACAGUCAUAUUCCCAGAUGCAGCAGAUACAUUGCAGCCGUUUCUGCAAGCGUUGACCAAGCUCGACCCCACGCGCCACUCUCUCCACGCCCAACGUGUCAUUGAGAUCCGGGUGUUGGAUGUUGUACCGUUGAAUCUGGAUACGGUGUAUGUGACGGUUGAGCGGAACCUCCUCCGGAACCACGAUGAUGUCCAGAGCAAGUUUGGAGGUGGUUUCCCCUCCAGCCUCAACACCCUAAAUGGCCUUCGAGGAAAGCCAGGGAAAGACUUGGAGCCAAAAAGGUACACAAAGAAAGCUGCAGCAGAAGCAGAGGAACGACUUACUGCGGCAGUGCGUCAGGCACUGGGAGCGCAGAAGGUUGUGCAUACUGGCGAUGUACUGCCACUCCCUUUACCGCCGCAUCCUAUCACCUACGCCGCACCACCUCCGGCGCACAUCUCGUUUUGCGAGCCCGUUUCGCAGGGUUUAUUGAUGCCGUCGACAAAGAUUGUCCUUAUCCAGGCCCGACCGCAUGGGCACCGAUCACAAAAAAGCUUGCCACCCCGAUCCAGCCUCCUCAAGCAGGUGGCGGAAGACGAGGCGGAUGACACUUCCAACGAGCAGUUUUUCUCUGCUGCCGAAGAUAAGCAGACAGAGACGGAGAUGGAAAGUACUUCGCCUCCCGAUGACUCGGAGACUGAGGGCUCCGUGGGGAACGCGAGUGACACUUCUGAUGAUUCCCUGGAGGAUAUGAUCUCUCUCAGUGCCCCGGAGCUUCCACAGGCGCCAUCCGGUGCCAUGUCGGCAUUUUCUUCGGCUACGCCUCGCGCGGGAGGCCGUCGGGCUGAUGGGGUUCACACCCCAGGGUCUGUAGCCUCUAAUUUUACAUCGGCCACUAUGCGCCCCGGUCGUGGCGGGGGCAAGGUCUUCAAGGCGGAAGGCUUACUGCGCAGUAUACCUAACGAGCUCCUGCACCCUAAACCACGCGAAGAUGAUGAUGUGGACUCUUUCAUCUUCGUGGACAUCAGCACGCUUGCCAAGAUCGGAUGUUUCUCUGGAGACUGGGUGAGAAUCGAAGCUACCGAAGAGACCCAGGUGAACAUGUUCGCCUCGAUUAACCUCGGAAGCUUUAACAACAUCGAGGAAGAUUCUGGCGACUGGCGUGCUGUCAAGGUAUACGGCAUAGCUGGACUCCCGUCGGCCAAACCGCGGUACUCCAUCAACCAGUCUGCAGAAAGACGCUCAAGUGUUUCACAACGCGCGCCCUUACGCUUGACCCCUUCGGUGUUUGUUCCUCCACUGUUGCUUGGUAACCUCGAAAACCCAAAGUAUCUACGGAUAUCUCAGAUGACCUUUGCCACUGCCAACGGGGCAUCGAAGCCUGGUCUCCUGCAUCAGAUGAAGUCUAGCCCCGCCAGAAACCCGCCCCUGGCCAAGGAGGUGACCUUGCUCAAAGUAUCUACACCUCUUUCUAUGGAUCGCGUUCUUCAGCCGGCCUUGUUCGCGGGACUGAAACAGUACUUUGAAUCCAGACGGCGGCUCUUGAAGAGUGGUGACCUCGUUGGAAUCAGUGUGGAUGAAGGGCUUGGAAGAGCCGUCUUCUCAGGAAAUGCAGCUACAGAUGGCGGAAACCAGGAAGAAGAAUUGACCGCCCGAUUGGGCCAGGUCGGGGAAUCAACCCAGUCUAGAAAGGUUGGCGUUGCGUGGUUCCGCGUGGGCCAUGUUGUCCCUACUUCUGAAGAACAGGAUGGAGCGGGAGAAGACCAGUGGGGAGGGGUUGCAGUCAUCGAUUCGGCAACUACGAGAAUGGUCCAGGCUGGAAGUGACGUGAGCAGAGUUCCAGGAACCCUGGGCAACGGAUGGGAGUACUGGCUUGGAGUGAAGACAAUUCCGAAAGCAAUCGGAGACUCCCCCAGCUCCCAUGGCUUGAUCACCGAGCCACCGCAGUCUUUCAUUCCUCCAUUGCAGGGGCGCAUUCGCGACCUGAUGUCAGCGGCUACGAGUCCUCGCGCGAUCCAACUUGGCAUGAAGCCCGUCGUUAUCCUUCUCAGAUCACAACAGAGAAAUAUCGGAAAAGCAACGAUAGCUACACGGGCUUGUGCUGAUAUUGGUCUUCAUACCUUCCCUAUCGACGCUUACGAUAUUCUUACUGAAGGCGGUGCGAAUGGAGGCGAUGUCAAGACUGAGGGAUACCUGAAAGCAAGAGCGGAGCGUGCUUUCCACUGCGGGGCAAACUGCACGGCACUUCUGAUCAGACACAUCGACGUGUUAACGGCUGAUCGAAUGGUUACGGCAAUGGCUGAGAUUGUUGCUGAAGCUCGUGUUAUUAUUGCGACUACGACCGACGUUGAGCAGAUCCCCGAAGGAAUCCGCAGCAUGUUUACGCACGAGUUUGAAAUGACUGCCCCCGAAGAAAAAGAACGAGAGGGUAUCCUCCAAAACGCUGUUUCAGACCGAAGCAUCAAGCUUUCCGCCGACGUGGAGCUAAGCACAGUGGCUCUGAAGACCGCUGCGUUGGUUGCUGGGGACUUGGUUGAUGUUGUCGAACGAGCUGCUGCUGUGAGAACUGCUCGCUUGGAGAAAUUGGCCGAGACUGCUAGUAAGGAACAGCAAGGGUCGAAGGUGAGCGUUCGGGAUGUGCUUGUUUCCGGGGGCGAUACAGCACGAGGCAUCACCAAGGUCGACUUUGACGCUGCCGUUGAAGCCGCAAGGAAGAACUUUGCCGACUCGAUUGGUGCACCCAAGAUUCCCAAUGUUGGCUGGGACGAUGUUGGUGGCUUGACCAAUGUCAAGGAUGCCCUUGUUGAAACCAUCCAGCUGCCACUUGAGCGUCCUGAGCUGUUUGCCAAGGGCAUGAAGAAGCGCAGUGGUAUUUUGUUCUACGGUCCGCCUGGUACCGGAAAGACAUUGCUUGCGAAGGCUAUUGCAACCGAAUUCUCUCUCAACUUUUUCUCCGUCAAGGGUCCUGAGCUGUUGAACAUGUACAUUGGUGAGUCGGAAGCCAACGUGCGACGGGUGUUCCAGCGUGCGCGCGAUGCCCGUCCAUGCGUUGUGUUCUUUGACGAACUGGACUCGGUUGCCCCCAAGCGAGGAAACCAGGGAGACAGUGGUGGUGUGAUGGAUCGUAUUGUCAGUCAGUUGCUUGCAGAACUGGACGGCAUGAACGGAGGCGAAGAAAACAGUGGUGGCGUGUUUGUGAUCGGAGCAACCAACCGUCCUGAUCUGUUGGAUACGGCCCUUCUCCGCCCCGGUCGUUUCGACAAGAUGCUUUAUCUCGGCGUGUCCGACACGCACGAUAAGCAGGCCACUAUCCUUGAAGCUCUGACCAGGAAGUUCACUCUUGACCCUAAGGUCUCACUCAGUCGGGUUGCCGAGAAAUUGCCCCUGACCUAUACCGGUGCGGACUUGUACGCGCUUGGCUCGGAUGCGAUGCUCAAGGCGAUUACGCGCAAGGCUACGGCGGUGGAUGAGAAGAUUAAGCAGCUCCCGGGUGGACCUGUCAGUACCGCGUACUUUUUCGACCACAUUGCGACGCCGGAGGAUGUGGCUGUGAUGGUUACUGAGGAGGACUUUUUCGAGGCACAAGAUGAGCUUGUUCCCAGUGUUAGCGCCAAAGAACUGGAACACUUUGAACGAAUCCGACAGACGUUUGAGUCGGUUGACAAGCAAAAACAAGAAGGCGACGCUAAAGCGCCACAAACUAUACAGGAUGCCCUUGAGGCUCUGAACAUGGGCAACGAGAUUGAUGAGCGCAUCAUUGACGGACCCGUUACGAAUGGCGACCAUGGACUACCGGUCGUCAAAGGCAAGGGAGCUAAUGGACCCACGGCAUCUCGCAGCGCGAGUAACCACUCGGUCAGCAGCAAAGGAAAGGGGAAGGGCAGUCUUCGGGGGAAGAACAAGAGCGUGGUAGAGAAUGGAACGGGGGGAUAUGAGGAUGUUGGAGAGGAGGAUUUGAAUGACGGCGAUGAUGAUUACAUAGUACGGACGGAUCAUCUGGCGAAUCCAUCAGGAAGAUCUGUAUGA
This is a messenger RNA of Aspergillus wentii DTO 134E9, 4335 nucleotides long. It is a transcript of the gene pex6, whose product is annotated as AAA family ATPase peroxin 6. The record is from RefSeq and is a predicted model, not a curated record. Lineage: Eukaryota; Fungi; Ascomycota; Eurotiomycetes; Eurotiales; Aspergillaceae. Gene Ontology annotation, molecular function: ATP hydrolysis activity; ATP binding. Gene Ontology annotation, cellular component: cytosol; peroxisomal membrane. Bases 1 to 4335 code for a protein of 1444 amino acids. Gene Ontology annotation, biological process: protein import into peroxisome matrix. The transcript has 3 exons.